GUGCCGAGCGCCUCGCAUUACUUCCCUAGCCUCUGCCACGCCACGCUGGAUACGCGCCCAAGCGCAGUCCGCCGUCGCGCCUCUAUGACGUGUCACCGCUUUCGGCUGGGGGGGCGGGGCUGCGCGGAGGGCAAGCCGGGGGCGGGGCCGGGGCCAGAGCAGAAUCGCGGGUCUCUGCGGCCAUCGCUGAGUGAGGUGUCCCUUCCCCUCACCCGCUCCACGCCCUCCUGGGCCGAGUGGAGUUGGGUGGUGUCAGCAGCCUCUCCCUGAGGGGCACCGCGGCUUCAGGAGCUGGGCCUCCAGUGCGGCGCGAUGUCAGGCGCCGUGACAGCUCUGUGAGUCCGAGGCCGCAGCCGUGGCGCUGGGCGGCUGCGGGGCCUGGCCGGUCCGCUCAUGGUGCCGCCACGACGCCAUCGCGGGGCAGGAAGGCCAGGGGUGCUGAGUUCUUCACCUCCUUUUAGACUGCGAUCUGCCAAGUUUUCCGGCAUUGCUCUUGAGGAUCUCAGAAAGGCUCUUAAGACCAGACUGCAAAUGGUGUGUGUGUUUAUCAUGAACCGAAUGAAUUCCCAAAACAGUGGUUUGACUCAGCGCAGGCGAAUGGCUCUUGGGAUUGUUAUUCUGCUGCUUGUUGAUGUGAUAUGGGUUGCUUCCUCCGAACUUACUUCGUAUGUUUUUACCCAGUACAACAAACCAUUCUUCAGCACCUUUGCAAAAACAUCUAUGUUUGUUUUGUACCUUUUGGGCUUUAUUAUUUGGAAGCCAUGGAGACAACAGUGUACAAGAGGACUUCGCGGAAAGCAUGCUGCUUUUUUUGCAGAUGCUGAAGGUUACUUUGCUGCUUGCACAACAGAUACAACUAUGAACAGUUCUUUGAGUGAACCUCUGUAUGUUCCUGUGAAAUUCCAUGAUCUUCCAAGUGAAAAACCUGAGAGUACAAACAUUGAUACUGAAAAAACCCCCAAAAAGUCUCGUGUGAGGUUCAGUAAUAUCAUGGAGAUUCGACAGCUUCCGUCAAGCCAUGCAUUGGAAGCAAAGUUGUCUCGAAUGUCAUAUCCUGUGAAAGAACAAGAAUCCAUACUGAAAACUGUGGGGAAACUUACUGCAACUCAAGUAGCAAAAAUUAGCUUUUUUUUUUGCUUUGUGUGGUUUUUGGCAAAUUUGUCAUACCAAGAAGCACUUUCAGACACACAAGUUGCUAUAGUUAAUAUUUUAUCUUCAACUUCUGGACUUUUUACCUUAAUCCUUGCUGCAGUAUUUCCAAGUAACAGUGGAGAUAGAUUUACGCUUUCUAAACUAUUAGCUGUAAUUUUAAGCAUUGGAGGUGUUGUACUGGUAAACCUGUCAGGGUCUGAAAAAUCUGCUGGAAGAGAUACAAUAGGUUCCAUUUGGUCUCUUGCUGGAGCCAUGCUCUAUGCUGUCUAUAUUGUUAUGAUUAAGAGAAAAGUAGAUAGAGAAGACAAGUUGGAUAUUCCAAUGUUCUUUGGUUUUGUAGGUUUAUUUAAUCUGCUGCUCUUAUGGCCAGGUUUCUUUUUACUUCAUUAUACUGGAUUUGAGGACUUCGAGUUUCCCAAUAAAGUAGUAUUAAUGUGCAUUAUCAUUAAUGGCCUUAUUGGAACAGUACUCUCAGAGUUCCUGUGGUUGUGGGGCUGCUUUCUUACCUCAUCAUUGAUAGGCACACUUGCACUAAGCCUUACAAUACCUCUAUCCAUAAUAGCUGACAUGUGUAUGCAAAAGGUGCAGUUUUCUUGGUUAUUUUUUGCAGGAGCUAUCCCUGUAUUUUUUUCAUUUUUUAUUGUAACUGUCCUAUGCCAUUAUAAUAAUUGGGAUCCUGUGAUGGUGGGAAUCAGAAGAAUAUUUGCUUUCAUAUGCAGAAAACAUCGAAUUCAGAGAGUUCCAGAAGACAGCGAACAGUGUGAGAGUCUCAUUUCUAUGCACAGUGUUUCUCAGGAGGAUGGAGCUAGUUAGCUGUUGUCUGUAGCCCAGCACGAUAAUGGAACUAUACAGCGAAGAGACAAUCUCUGGCAAGUUUUUGUAGAAAAAAUGUUUCAGUGCCUAGUCUGAAAAAUAACAGUUUCAGUUCUUUGAAACUCUAAAAUGUAUUUUUCUCAUAUCUGUUUUCUUCAUUUUCAUAAUGAAGCACUUUGCUAUGUAGCUGUGUACAUAUCACUACAGUUCUAGGAAGUUCCAGUCUACAGUCCAUCCAAAGGACCAACCUGCCUUACACAUCUCAAGGAAUUCAGCUGUUGAAAUCAUUUGAACUAAUCAAGGAAUAAAUCCUAAUGUUCCGGGACUUUAUUUUCACAUACUUGUUAAAUGCUGGAAUAUAUUAUGAAAAUAUUUUCAAGAAAUCACAAGUGUUCAUAGACCAGUGUUUCUGACAGGUAAAAUGCUAAAAUAAGCUACCUGUAGUAAGUAUGGAUGAUAUUUUUGGGUUUUGUUGAAUAUUGCAAAUUAACCAUACAAAAAAUGUUUAAUUUAUGCAACAAACAUGUUUGUGCAAAUUUUGUGGGACUUUAAAAAGAAUAAAUAUUUGAGAAAAUAUCUGGUUCACUUACACUACAUUUACUGUAUUACUCUUUUAUAGCAUUAGGUGCCUUGUAUUUUAAAUCUGUGAGAAACCAUGGCAAAUUUUUAAAGGGGAAGUAUUAUUAUAAAAUGAAGAAAUAUGUAUUUCUAAAGGCUGUAUUGCUGUAAACUUAAUUGAUAAAGCUCUGUUUAAUUUAGAGUGUUGAAGAAAUAGUCUCCCUUCAAUUAAGAAAUUUUCAUAAUGGAAUGAUUUAAAUUGAAGUGACAAAGAGUAUUAUUAAAAUACAAUGUUUAUGUGUGUAUUUGUGUAUUAUAGAUGUAUCAAGUGAUUUCUAAUUUUUUCUCAUAUGAAUAUGCCAGAUUACUCUAGAACUAGAUGCCUCUUCUUUAAAUAAUUUUAGUUUUCCUGAAUAAAUUUGUAAUGGUUAAAGUACCAAGGAAGGAGGGCGAGAAGGGAUUCUGUUUUUAAAAUCACAUCUGAACUGUUCCUCUACUAAGAUUAAAUUAAAUGUAAAAUACUCCUAAUUGCCAUUCUUAAACUUAGGCACAUGUACUCACUAUGCAAGUGCUCCUGGACUCUAUUCACCAUAGAUAUAAGUAAACGUGUGUCCCAGGAUUCACAGGCUUUUGAUUAAUCAAUAUUCUUUUCAAGUUUCUGUGAAUAGUUUAGUUCUCUUCAAAAUUUCUUAACUAAUCUGAUUUGUAAGAAUUCACUUUGCAGUGUUUAGCUUCCUAUUCACAUUCUUAAAAUUGCUUUGGUGUUACCAUGAGUCGAAAAUGAAGUUUAGCCUUCCUUCUGCUUCAUUCUGAGAACUUCUUUAUUACCUUUAAAAAUUGUUUAUGAUAUUAAAUUUAAAAUACAAACA
Molecule: messenger RNA, 3392 nt
Organism: Rhinopithecus roxellana (golden snub-nosed monkey)
Lineage: Eukaryota; Metazoa; Chordata; Mammalia; Primates; Cercopithecidae
Gene: SLC35F5
Product: solute carrier family 35 member F5
Exons: 16
Coding region: 394-1965 (523 amino acids)
Biological process (GO): regulation of peptide transport
Cellular component (GO): membrane
Source: RefSeq, a predicted model, not a curated record